AUUGCUUGUGUAUAUGUUAGAAGGAAGACCGGAGACGAGGUAGUAACGGAUUUAACGGACUUUACAUCUCUUAAUCUGGAUGGAACCCUAAUGAAAUGAUACGUCGUUCCCGCGAAUGCAGUUUGAAUUUACCCGCGGGAUUUUAGAGCUUCUGUCCGUCGCUGCUGUGGAUGAACCGGAGCCGGUGGCGCUCAUCUGGACAUGGCCAGCUCACACCUGGCUGAUCUGUCCCAGGCCUGGGACAACUACAUGGACUGCCGUGCACAAGGCGCAGAUCUGCAGGUCAGUCUUCAGUGCUUGGAGAGUUUUCUGUGCACGUUUCACUGUGUGCGACACCUCGCUGAGCCGAAGGGAAAAGAUGCGCUCAAAUUCUGCUCGGACAUGAGUGGGGCCAGUAACACACUGGCUCGGGAGUUCCUGACGGAUGUGCACCAGUUGUGUAGCGCCGUGGCCCAGCGGGCCGAGGACGAGGAGGAGAGUCACAUGGUGGCUCUGGGAGAGUAUCUGGUGCGCGGACGCGGAUUCCUGCUCCUCAGCACCUUGGACUCUGUCAUUGACCAGGAGCUGACCUGUCGGGAAGAGCUGCUUACACUCUUGUUGUCUCUGCUACCUCUGGUCUGGAAGAUUCCCGUUCAGGAGGAGAAAGCACCAGAUUUCACCCUGCCUUCACUACUUGAGGUGUUUCUAUGCCAAGAGGGGAAGACCAUCCCUCAGAAGGCGGGGCAAGAUAGAUGUGAUGUACAGAACUCUGGGAAGCGUUUAUCUGGCUCCUGGAAGUCACGGCGUUCACGCAGAACUGCUCAGCGAUACUCUGUAAAGGAUGCACGCAAAUCUCAGCUUUCCACGUCAGAUUCCGAAGCCAACUCGGACGAUAAAACCACAAACACUGGGAGCAAGCAUCGCAGAUUCCAAAGUUCGGCCAUUCGCGUAAGCUGCCAGCUUCACCAGUCCAACAAUUCAUCACAACCAGCAUUGCAACAUCCCACUCUCGAAGCCAUGAGCACCGUUGAGCCAUCCCAACCUCACGUGAGACUAUUUGGAUCUCACACACUGGAUCCUAACAUGCUAACAGACCCGACAACUCUUUCAAUCUUCAACCGAAUGGAGAACUCGCCUUUUGACCUUUGCCAUGUUCUGCUCUCCCUUCUGGAAAAGGUCUGCAAAUUUGACAUGACCAUCAAUCAUAACCCAGGCUUGGCAGUCAGCGUCGUUCCCACGCUCACGGAGAUACUCACAGAGUUCGGUGACUGCUGUUGUCCCGGUGGGAUCGACGAGCUAGCUGGAGGCUGGACUGAGGAGCCAAUCGCGCUUGUCCAACGAAUGCUUUUACGCACCAUUCUGCACUUGUUGUUUGUAGAUGUGGGUCAAAACGAAACGCUGCCUGAUAACCUGCGUCGAAGCUUGACUGACCUCCUCAGAGCAACGUUAAAGAUCCGUACCUGUUUAGAAAGGCAAGCUGACCCUUUCGCUCCAAGGCCAAAGAAGACUCUGCAAGAGAUACAAGAAGAUUUUUCCUUUUCAAGGUUUCGCCAUCGGGCUUUGCUGCUGCCAGAACUUUUGGAGGGUGUCCUACAACUUCUACUGGGUUGCUUGCAAGCCUCUGCUUCCAACCCUUUCUUUUUCAGUCAGUCUCUUGAGUUAGUUCAUGAAUUCGUGCAACACCGUGGCUUGGAGCUUUUCGAGGCGACCGCUCUGCGGCUUGAGGCCUUAGCAGAAGCUCGAGAUUCAGAAAUCGGGAAUGAGGCAUCAGAGCACCUGCGUUGUCUGAUAGCCGAUGUGCUUAAGAUAAUCAGUGCCGUGAAGAGAGCCAAGUCGGAGCAGCUACACCAGUCUGUUUGUGCACGCCGUCGACACCGUCGCUGCGAGUACUCCCACUUUUUGCACCAUCAUCGUGACCUCUCAGGACUGCCGGUAUCCGCUUUCAAGCAAGCAGCGCGACUUAAUCCCUUUGAGGAGGACUCUGAAGGUCAUGGCGGAGAAGUGCGUUACCCUGAACGCUGUUGUUGCCUUGCGGCUUGUGCCCACCAGUGUUUGCGUCUUUUUCAACGCCUUUCGCCCUCGGGUCCUGCCGUGUUGCAGGUGCUUGCGGGAGUUCAAGCUGUUGGCAUCUGUUGCUGCAUGGAUCCGAGAUCUGUAAUAGGACCCAUGCUCCGAGCAUUUCAGGCUCCCGGACUGCGGAGCUACCAAUCCCAUGUUUUGAGUGUCCUUAGUAGACUUGUCUUAGAACAACUCGGAGGUGGUCAGCCCUCUGAAAAGGCCAAGCUUGCCUCCUGCAACAUCUGCACUUUGGAUAGCAGCCAGUUACCUGGGCUUGAUGAGACUCUACAAGGCUACGGACCUAAGAAGGAAUUGAGCUUAUCCACAUCCCCAUCUCCAUCUUAUCGUUUCCAAGGGAUCCUGCCCAGUGGAGGAGCUGAAGAUAUGCUAUGGAAGUGGGAUGCUUUAGAGGCCUAUCAGGAGCUUGUGUUUGGGGAGGACCGGCAUUUGAGUCAACAGAUUGCCAGUCAUGUGUGCCAGCUGACUUUGCGAGGCAAUGCAGUUGUGCAGUGGCAACUCUACACUCAUAUUUUUAACCCUGUGCUACAGCGGGGUGUGGAACUGAGCCAUCAUGCCCAGCAACUUGGUGUGACAACUACUUGUAGCCAGGUUUGCAGCUACCAUAGCCAUUGCCUCCCAGUUGAGGUACUGCUGGUUUAUCUUCAGACUCUGCCUGCUCUGCUCAAGUCAAGCCGGGUGGUACGCGACCUGUUCCUGAGUUGUAACGGGCUGAACCAGGUCACAGAGUUGAUCUACUUGGACUGCACUCGUCCGUGGGUGCUAAAAGUGUUCGAGACGCUUAUCUUGAAUGCGUGGCACCAUCACACAGAAUCUGCCGUGCAUGAGCUAGAAGGAGCAGAAGCUCAGGAGAGGGAAGCUGUCCUUGGACUGUUCGAGGAAUUGAGUUCACGUGGGGCUGGUGACGUUCCCCAGAGCCUCACUAAGUUUUACGAAGGCUUGAAAGAGGCAUGCCCUCACCCGAAGGCCAAAAGUGGAACAAGUGCAGUUGGACAUAACCGGGGUGAGGCACAUUUGAACACGAUCAACCUUUUUCUGUGCGUCGCCUUCCUAUGCGUGAGCAAGGAGCCGGACUCAGACCUAGACUCUGCAAAUGACUCUGAAGACACUUCCGGAUAUGAUAGUACAGCCAGUGAACCAUUGGGUGGGCGUCUACCUUGCCUUUCCCCAGACAAUGUGGCUCUUCCUUCUAAAGAGCAGGUAAGGAGGGCUGCCGAUGUUUGGUCGGUUUGCCGUUGGGUGUACAUGGCCAGUCCAGUGUUUCAGAGGCAGUUCUUCAGACUGGGAGGACUAGAUGUCUGUUCACGUCUAAUGACGAUGGUCAUCCAGAAACUCACAUCUAAAAACAAAGACUGCAAACCUAAGAAAAAGAGGGAGAGUAAAGGCAAAAGCAGUCCACCUCAUGUAGACUCUCCCUCUCAAGCUCAAGGGCAGUUUGACAAUAUACCGACACCUCAACAGCAUGAACUUAGUGACACUCUCAGCCCUUCUCAGGUCCAACACAAGUUAAGUGACCCAACGCACAGGCUUGAAGAGGAAUGGCCGCUCCAGAGUAUACGACUGCUGGAGGCUCUUUUGGCUAUUUGCCUCCACAGUGCCAAUUCAGCCCUACAGAGACUUGAACCAGACCUUUCCUUUCAGCUGCAGUCUGUGGACGAGACCCUGUGUGAGGUCAGGGAUCAGCUCUCUCGAUCUGGAGUCGUGAACUCUGAACUGGCGGUUCCUCUGUUUGAUUCCUUACUCCGUGUGGCACUGGCCGAGAUGUUCAGCAGUCCAGAUGUCAUCGAGGAGAAACCUGACAAGAAGCCUCCGGUCAGCGGUGAGCCGGCUCGUCCAGCAGGAGAUCUCUCUGAAGAGGUGGAUGAAGCUCAGGUGAGCAGCGCUGCACCCGUGGGUGAGGAGGAGGGCUAUGACGCAGACAGUGAGAGUAACCCUGAGGACUCCACCCGUCAGGAGGAAGGGAUAAAGGUGGAGGCUGGAGUCGUGUUGGGGGAAUAUGCGUUGGGAAUGGCAGGAGUGCCUCAGGGCUCCGUACGUGGCCGUUUGCUUUUCCCGGAGAUCUGUUUGAUGGAGCUGCAACUGUUAGCCAGCGGCUCGCCAGACCUGGAGGUUUUGGGCCACGUGUUGCAGAGCCUGUCAGGAGCCGUGAAAGGCCACAUCAACAAUGCAGCGCUGCUCUACCAGCAGGGUGGUGUGAAAGCCAUUCUCAGUGGUUUUCAGAACAUUCUCAGCCAAUCAGAUGCCUCCUAUAAAGAGUGCCAGACAAUACUGAUGGAGCUGCUCGUAUCCAUGUUGAGUGACAGCAUCACGGCGGAGGAACUCGCCCUGUUGACCCGCCUCUUCCUGGAGAAGACUCCGCCCACUGAGAUCUUGUUGAGAGGCGUGCUCCAGAUUGUGGAGGCCAACUCAGACACAGAGCCGCUCUACUUCAUGUCCUUUCCCAUGAUCCCUGGCGCAGGGGUCCCUGGCUCCAGCUCUUCCCCUGGGAUGAGGCCUCAUGGGGCGGUUGUGGGUAAGGGUGGCGUAAACGCUCUCUUGAGGGGUAAAUUACCCCUGGGCCGUGUUGAAGGAGACCCGAGCCGGCCUGGUCACCUGCGCUCUUCUCCCUGGCACACGGCGCCCUUCCACCUGCCCUUAGUGGGCCAGAACUGCUGGCCUCACAUGUCCAGUGGCUUCAGCGCCUCGCUGUGGGUACGAGCGGGGAACGAGGACGACGGCCAUCCUAAGAAGGAAGAGGUGGAGUCCCUGCCUGGUCCGGCUCAUGUCACGGACCGAUGCCUCCUCCAUGUCCUCUCCAUGGGCUCUAAGGCACUGAUGCUUCAGGUGUGGGUGAACAUCUCCACCGGAGCCUUUACCUUCAGGACCUGCAUUGAUCCCAACGAUGAGAUGAAGGCGGGUCUGCUCGCCCAGGCGGAGUCUGGAGACGGUUUGCUGACCGCUGGCAGGUGGCAGCACUUAGCUCUCACAUACACACAGCAGCCCGAGGGCCGGAAGAGCGUUCACGGUCAGCUGACACUCUGGGUGUGCGGCAUUAGGAAAUGUGACGUCUCGCUAGAUUUCACUCUGCCUAGGAAGUCCAGUUUGUCAUCGGACAGUAAUAAGACCUACUGUAUGUUCGGACACUGUCAGCAACCCUCAGAGGAGCAGUCCAGCCCAAGUGCACGCUGGGAUAUGGGCACGCUGAUGCUCUUUAAUGGCUCCAGAAUUGACACUGCGGAGGCGUUUUACCUGUACGCCAGCGGUCCUGACCUCACCUCCAUCAUGCCCUGCAAGUACGGCAAGCCCCAGGAGACACUGUCCAAGUACGUGACACAGGAGGGUCUUCAGUGUGAGCAGAUACGAGAACUCCUCAUGAGGAAUACAGACGUCGACAUCACACCUCUUAUUGAGAGUUUAGCUGUAGUUUACGCCCCCAGCACACCGUCUCUGUACACCAUAUAUGAGCCAGUGAUCCGUCUGAAGGGCCAGGCCAAGACAGCGGUGGUUUCCCAGCGGCCCUUCAGUGCCAAAGAGGUCCAGAGCCCCAUCCUGGAGCCUCCUUUUCUCAAGACCAUGAUGCCCUGCAGGGCUCUCGGCCUACACAGCGCCCUGCACAAGAUCGGUGGCACCGGCUCUUUUGUCUUCUUGUUUGCGCGGGUGGUGGAGUUGAGCGACUGUGAGAGAACUCAAGCUCUGGCGCUGCAGCUUCUUCUGUCUCUGGUUAAAAACCAUCAGCAUCGCACCCAUGAGAUGGAGUGUUACCACGGUUAUUCCAUGAUUCACCAGGUUCUCAUUAAGCCCAAGUGCAUUGUGGGAUACCACAUUCUGAAGGAGCAUCGGGAUGAGUACCUGACCUCCAUCCCACAGGAGGUCUGCCUCUCGUUUGUCAAAAUCAUCCAGGAGGUUUUGGGUUCGCCUCCAGACCUGGACCUGCUGCGGCUGGUCUAUAACUUCCUGUUGGCCGUUCACCCCCCCACCAACACUUACGUGUGCCACACACCCACCAGCUUCUACUUCUCUCUGCACAUCGAUGGUAAGAUGUACCAGGAGAAGGUUCAGUCCAUGAUGUUCCUGCGACACUCGAGCAGUGGAGGGAAGUCAGCCUGCAGCUCUGUGCUUUCACUCUCUCCCACCGUCUUCACCGAGAUGCCCACCGAUGGGAACGCAUCACUGCCGCCCACUUCCCCCAAGCCCAGAGUUCGCCACACUUCUUCCCCCAAUCAUGCAGAUGAAGAUCUGUCUCUUCGGCCUCCUAACACACAUCCCUCUCCUCACGCUUCUCCAGCCCUGACGCCCCGUCUGGCUCACGGGAGCGUGACCGGGACCACGGAGCCUGAAGAUGGGGCGUCCCUCAUUACCCAGCAUGCCCUGGGCAGCACAGAGACCCUGAAGCGGGGCGUAGACGAGCAGCUUCUCAGCAGCUGCGAGUCUGCAAAGACCAUUUGUGAUUCUCAGAUUGCGGGUGUUGAUGAGGAGGGAAGCAUCGUGGGAAACCGAACGCCCUCGAUUAGUGUAGAAGAGGAGCAUGAUGGGCCAGCCGAAAGCCCGGUGGACUCGGAGGACCAUUUGGAUUGGACCAGCGAGGAAGCGCCACGCCGACCCGACAGCCUGAAGGGAAUCCAGUCCUUCCAGAGGAGCCACAGUAACCUGGCCAGUCUGGGCUUGGCGUUUCCCGCGCAGAACGGCUCUCUGACUAUCGCUCGCUGGCCCACCGUGACUGACCGUGCCGCCCCCCCGGACGACUGGGAAAGCUACACAUACUCACCCGGUUAUGACAGACACAGCAAGUCGGACUCCAGUAAUGACAGGUCCAGUGCAGAAGACUGUCUGGUUCUGAUCUGCUGCGGUCUGUAUGAUCUGCUGAGAGGAGUUCUGCUUCUGCUGCCGGACGUCCUGUUGGAGGAGGUGAUGGAUAAACUGAUCCAGCCCGAGGCUCUUCUCGUCCUCGUCAACCACUCCUCUCCUCUCAUACAGCAGGGCGUCAUGAAGCUCCUGGACGCCUACUUCACCCGCGCUCAGAAAGAACAGAAGGAGAAGUUCCUGAAGAACCAUGGGUUCUCACUGCUGGCCAAUCAGCUGUUCCUGCACCAGGGGUCACAUGGUCUGCUGGAGUGUUUCCUCGAGAUGCUGUUCGGUCGACCGGUGGGGCUCGAGGAAGACCUGGAUCUGGAAGACAUGGAGAACAUCUCCCCGUUCAGGAGGCGUUGCAUCAUCCCAGUGCUGGGUCUGCUGGAGAACUCUCUGUACGAGAACUCGCUGGUGCACAACGGCCUGUGUCUUCUUCUGCAGCUCCUCAACGCCUGCCCGAAGCUGGCCGACAUCUUACUGGACCACGGCUUACUCUACGUGCUCUUCAACACGCUCUCCACCCUCAACGGCCUGGAGAACGGGAUUCCUCCGAAUGACUACAAACUGGUGGUGUGUGACAUUCAGCAGCUGUUGGUGGCCGUCACCAUCCACUCCUGCAGCUCCUCGGGCUCUCAGUACUUCCGCAUCAUUGAAGACCUGAUCACCCUGUUGGGCUACAUGCAAACCAGCAAAGUUCGGCGCACGCAGGAAAUGGCCCUGGCGCUGCAGUUCCGCGUGAUACAGGCAGCCAUUGAUUUCAUCAAGACCACAGCCAAUCAGGACCCUCAGAAAUCAGGCAGCUACGUGCACGUCCCCACCUCGCCACAUCACGCUCUACAGCAGAAGCGCAAAAGCAUCGCAGGUUCAAUGGGGCUGAAAGACUCCAUAAUUCCCCGUAUUCCCCGGCAGCACUACUGCUCGUACGGCCUGAUCCCUCUGCCCUCCCCGUUCAGCUUCUUGUCCCAGGAUUCCCCCCUCCCUUCCCCAACCGGACCACACUCCUACACGUUCCCCUCAGACACAGGUCGGCGGCGGUUCACGCUGGCCCAGUCGGACUCGUUGCUGACGCGAAUGCGCUCCGUGGCCAGCGAUGAACUCACUGAGAUGAUGCAGCGCAGAAUGAGUCAAGAAAACCCCAUCAGAGCCAGCGAGACGGAGCUGGUCCAGCGACUGCAGAGACUCGUGGUUCUGGCCGUUAACAGACUCAUCUAUCAAGAUGUCAACCAUGAUUUCUUUGACCUCCUGAACUUUCCUGAGUCUCCUGAUCAUUCGAUGUCCAUGCCGUUAUCUGGCGAACAGACGUCUGAGGAGAACGGCUCGACGCCCUCCACGCCGCUCCCGCCGGGAAACACCAAGAGCUUCAGCAAAGACAUUCUCAAACUAAUGAUGGAGGGCAUAAAGAUCAGCUUGGGCAGCACCGGUCGUGGCGGCGCCCCUCGCCAGCAGUGGAGGCGAAUCCUCUGGUCCUGUCGGGACACGUUCAGGGUUCAGAUCGGCCGAAUGCUGGUGCACACGCUCAGCCCUGCAGUACCUCUGGAGGACAGGAGGGAGGCGCUAGAGUUCGUCCACGAGCACAGCUACUCUGAGAUCCUCAGAGAAAGCCUCAGUCCUGGCCUCGAGCACGGGCCCAAGCUGGCUCUGUAUCUGUACGAGCUGUUACACGACCAUAAAGACGCCCUGAGCAAAGAAGAGCAGGCGGCUGCCAACUCCUUCAUGACAGCGCUGAAGCUCUGCGGCCACCGAUGCAUCCCACCCAGUGCUCCGGCCAAACCGGACCUCCUGAAGGCCAUCAAAGAGGAGCAACUGAAAUACGAGUCGGAGGCAAGAACCAGCAAAGCAGCCUGGGAAAAAAAGCUGGCCAACACGCAGAGGAGCUUGUUGCAGAGGCUGGAUGGGAAGUCGAAGGACAUCUCGAAGAUCGCCGCUGACAUCACUCAGAACGUGUCUCUCAGGCAGGGAAUGGAGCGCAAGAAGGUCAUGCAACACAUCAGAGGCCUUUACAAGACCGACCUGAGCGCCAGCCGGCACUGGCAGGAGCUCGUGCAUCAGCUCACGCACGACCGGGCGGUGUGGUACGAUCAGUCGUCUUACCCCACGUCCUGGCAGCUGGAUCCCACCGAGGGACCCAACCGAGAGCGGAGACGCCUCCAGCGCUGCUACCUGACCAUCCCCAACAAAUAUCUGCUCAAAGACCGCCGCAAGCUAGACGAUGCCAUCAAGGCUCCGCUAGCAUUCCUGUUUGAGGACAAGGCUUACUCCUCUUCCUCCAUAGUGAAGGACAAAGCCACCAGCGAGCCCAUCAGGUUCACGAGAAGGUGCAUAAGUGUGGCGCCCUCUAGAGAGAUGGCAGGAGAGCUGUUGCUGGGAAAAUCUGGGAUGUACUUUGUGGAGGAUAAUGUUGCUGAGACACAUGAUAACCAAAGUCCUGAUGGAGAGACAGAACCGGCCUCCUUCUCCUGGACGUACGAGGAGAUAAAGGAGGUUCACAAGCGCUGGUGGCAGCUCAGAGAUAAUGCGAUGGAGAUCUUCCUCACUAACGGCAGGACGCUGCUGCUCGCGUUUGAUACCGCCAAGUUUCGUGAUGACGUCUACCACAACAUCCUGACCUCAGACCUGCCCAACCUGCUGGAGUACGGCAACAUCACGGCCCUCACGCACCUGUGGAGCUCAGGACAGAUCACCAACUUUGAGUACCUCACUCACCUCAACAAGCACGCGGGCCGCUCCUUCAACGACCUCAUGCAGUAUCCCGUCUUCCCCUUCAUCCUGAGAGACUACAUCAGUGAGACUCUGGACCUGCAGGAGGCCUCUAUUUACAGGAACCUCAGCAAACCCAUCGCAGUGCAGUCCAAAGAGAAGGAAGACCGUUAUGUGGACAAUUACAGGUAUCUGGAAGAGGAGUUUAAGAAGGGCAAGCGAGAGGACGACCCCAUGCCACCCGUCCAGCCCUAUCACUACGGCUCUCACUACUCCAACAGCGGCACCGUGCUUCACUUCCUGGUCAGGCUGCCGCCCUUCACCAAGAUGUUUCUGGCCUAUCAAGACCAGAGCUUUGAUAUUCCCGACCGAACGUUUCACUCCAUGAACACCACGUGGCGUCUGUCGUCCUUCGAGUCCAUGACGGAUGUCAAAGAGCUCAUCCCAGAGUUCUUCUACCUGCCCGAGUUUCUGGUCAACAGAGAAGGUUUUGACUUUGGCGUGCGGCAGAACAGCGAGCGGGUGAACCACGUGAAUCUGCCGCCCUGGGCCAGGAACGACCCGCGACUCUUCAUCCUCAUACACAGACAGGCUCUGGAAUCGGACCAGGUCUCCCAGACGCUCUGCCAGUGGAUUGACCUGGUGUUCGGGCUCAAGCAAAAGGGCAAAGCUGCAGUCCACGCCAUCAAUGUCUUUCAUCCUGCGACUUACUUUGGCAUGGACGUUUCUGCUGUUGAAGACCCUGUUCAGCGCCGGGCUCUAGAAACUAUGAUCAAGACGUACGGCCAAACUCCCAGACAACUGUUCAACGCUUCCCACAUCAGCCGAGCGGGAACCAAACUCCUCUCGGAUGCAGAACUGCCGGCGGCCAUGGGCCUCCUGGUGCAGCUGGCCUUCAGAGAGAGCCGGGAACAGCCCAAAGACUCCACCUACCCGAGUCCUCUGCCGUGGAUAAAGGGCUUGAAGUGGGGCGAGUACGUGGGAUCCCCCAGUGCUCCGGACCCCGUGGUGUGUUUCAGCCAACCUCACGGCGAACGCUUCGGGUCCCUGCUGGCGCUGCCCACACGAGCCAUCUGCGGCCUCUCCCGCAAGUUCUGCCUCAUGAUGAUCUACAGCAAGGAGCAAGGUGUAAGGAGCAUGCACAGCACAGACAUCCAGUGGUCUGCUAUCCUGAGCUGGGGUUACACCGACAACAUGCUGCGUCUGAAGAGCAAACAGAGCGAGCCGCCCAUCAACUUCAUCCAGUGCUCACCACUGCACCAGGUGUCGAGUUGUGCCUGGGUGCCGGACAGUUGUCAGCUGUUUACGGGCAGCAAGUGUGGAGUCAUUACCGCCUACAGCAACCGCUUCACCACCACCACCAUGCCCACAGAGAUGGAGGUGGAGUCCCAGGUUCACCUGUACGGUCACACGGCCGAGGUCACGGGCCUGUUCGUCUGCAAACCCUACAGCAUCCUCAUCAGUGUGAGUCGGGACGGCACCUGCAUCCUCUGGGACCUCAACAGGCUGUGUUACGUUCAGAGUCUCACGGGUCACAAGAGUCCAGUGAACGCAGUGUCCGCCAGCGAGACGACAGGAGACAUCGCCACAGUCUGUGACUCAGUGGGUGGAGGAAGUGAUUUGAGGCUGUGGACGAUUAAUGGAGAUUUGAUCGGUCAUGUUCACUGUCGAGAGAUCAUCUGUUCGGUGGCGUUCUCCAAUCAGCCGGAGGGAGUGUCUGUGAACGUGAUCGCUGGCGGGCUGGAGAACGGUGUGGUCAGGUUGUGGAGCACAUGGGACCUGAAGCCAGUCAGAGAGAUCACCUUCCUGAAGUCCAACAGGCCUAUCAUCAGUCUCACAUUCUCGUGUGACGGACACCACCUGUACACGGCCAACAGCGAGGGGACGGUGAUCGCGUGGUGCCGACGAGACCAGCAGCGCAUGAAGCUGCCCAUGUUUUACUCUUUCCUCAGCAGUUACGCUGCAGGCUGAUCCCCGUGCUGGACAGAACGAGCGCCGAGUGACCCCGCUGACCCCGAAAGAGGAGGAGCCAGAGGCACAAGCCCCGCCCAUGACCAUCACAGGAUCCGCCCCCUGAUUCGCCAUGGAAAUGCACGGCACUUUACGCAGUGCUGUAUCACAAAGAGCGUGUGAAGAGUGUUUCCAUACAUGCGUCGGGGGUCGUGAGGCGGAGCGAGCGCAGGCCUUUUCCGCCGGAUCUUUUCGUUCGUUUUGUGUUUGGUUUGACUGAGGAUUCACGUCGUAGUGUUUGUUAGUGAGUCCGUGUUGUUUGAUUUUUGAAAGCUGCUAGGGUCUGGUCCGUUUGAAGGCCCGUUUCUCUUCCCUUCCUUAUUAAGUCCCUCGUCUUCGCUAUCCUGAGAAUAGAGAUCCUGCUUUUGGAGCCAGACCAGACUGAGAUCAUCUAAACACUACCGUCUGCAUUGGUCAUCGGCAUGCUCGCGAAGUGACAGAAUGAAUGUGUGCACGCAAUGCCUUGUUAAACUUUCAUUGUAAUAUUUAUUCUCAAACAAGGAUGGAAGCGUGUCUCUCGCUCUUUAUUAUAAUAUGCACUUCAGACGAUACGAAAUGAUGCGCUGUGAAGUCACUCAAGUAGUCCUGAAAUAAUAAUAUUUAUUCUGUUUUUUUGUUGUUGUUUUUUUUACACCAACUCAACCCGAACGCCCGGUUGCCAGUUAAUAAGUGCAUCUAAUUUAUUAAAAACAUGCUGAAUCUGUUCAGUUGUGUUAUUAAUUAUUGCAUGUUGUGAUCAAGCAUGAUCUAUCAUUGUCAAAUCAGAUCUACCUUUAGGACCAAAUCGCUCAUUUGUUUGCAACUUUGCAAUAAAAACAACCUGAUUACUGUACAAAGGCAAAGCAAUAUCACUAAACAAUUACACAAUUUCAAGUCUUAAGUGUCAGUCAGCCUUAAAUGUGGAGGAAAAACAACUGAAAUUAAGUAAACGAGCGUCUGUUCUCUUAACAUGACCCACAGCGUUCUGUUUUUUCUGAUUGCAAUUAAUUUAAUGAGCUCGUCUUACAUUUUUAGUGUUAACCAGAAAGGGAAUGCUUUCACCUUUUUGUUUUGCAUUAUUUUCAGAAAUAUCAGACACGUGUAUCACUGAAGUGAGAGUCCAGAGCGCCAGCACUUCAAAGAGAGGUAGUUCGAGAGAGUUAUGCGCUCGUUUUAUGUUUUUAUGUUUAUGUAUAAAAUCUGUUUUCCAUGCUCGCAUUACAUACAUAUAUCUCUUAAUUAUUGUGCACAGUGUUGUCAUGUUUGCAGUUCCCUCAGAAAGAGAUUGAUGUUACUGUCAUUGUGUGAGUUGUUGACUGAGUUUGUAAAGCAAGAUGUGAAUUUGUUUUUGACAAAACUAUCACGAAAAGGCUUAUUGUUAUCAGUCGAAUGUUGAAUUAACAGUGGUUUAUGUAAAUUAAGAUUGAUUAUGUUCACCAAAGGCCUGGCUGGGACGUUUCUAAUUUUUUUGUAUUUAUGAAAUAUGUAAUAAAAUGUCACGUAUAUAAUAUAUAUAUAUAAAUAUUCAAGAAAUUUUAAUUCUGUUUGUUGCACUUGUUUCUCAUGUUCAGUGUUAAAAAUAAAGGUUUUGCAAUAA
Molecule: messenger RNA, 13165 nt
Organism: Pimephales promelas (fathead minnow)
Lineage: Eukaryota; Metazoa; Chordata; Actinopteri; Cypriniformes; Leuciscidae
Source: RefSeq, a predicted model, not a curated record